This is a messenger RNA of Cyprinodon variegatus (sheepshead minnow), 4741 nucleotides long. RefSeq names its product probable ribonuclease ZC3H12C. The transcript is spliced from 6 exons. Gene Ontology annotation, molecular function: metal ion binding; mRNA binding; RNA endonuclease activity. Gene Ontology annotation, cellular component: cytoplasmic ribonucleoprotein granule; nucleus. The coding region runs from base 548 to 3229 and encodes 893 amino acids. The record is from RefSeq and is a predicted model, not a curated record. Lineage: Eukaryota; Metazoa; Chordata; Actinopteri; Cyprinodontiformes; Cyprinodontidae.
UCAUAUUGGUUGAUGGAGCAGCCUUAGUGCAAGCAGGGAAUGGUAGCUGAGUUACACUCCAUCUGCUGUCAAUCACAUUGAUAAACCUGCAGCCUCAUGAUAUCAAAUUGAGCCUCUUUUGAUCAAAGAAGAAUGUAAAAGGUUGAUAGGUUUUGCUUCUAGCUGAAAAGGAAUCACCUUAAGCGUCACUCUGCUUGGACUGGUUUGUUUUUUCCUUACUCUCUUGGUGGAUGCUGUCAUACCCUCCUCUGUUAAAAAAAAAAAGGGAAACCAACACUAUUUUUGCAUACUGGGCUGAUUUCAACUCUUGCAAAACUGGGAAACUCCUCCUUUGAAUUUGAGCUUCUAAGCCUAAACUGUCCAAAGGCAGCAUUUCAUGAAAGACGUUUUAGGGUUCGUCAGCUUCUAUCUGCUCGGUUUCUGGAACUUUUUGCUUCCCUCACAGGGCGUCUGUAAUUUAGCAGUUUGCUACGAGCAGAAGAGUUGGGCUCGAUACGGUGCUUUGGAGCUGACGGAGGAAGAGGAGCUGGAUGUAUGAGAAGGCUUCAUGGGCCUAAGGGACCAUCUGGACGAUGGAACUGGCCACAUGCUCAGCCUGGGGCUGGAUCUGGACUAUCUCAGUGUCGAUGGUGCUAAGAAGCGGACCCAAAAUAAUCUGAAGGCUUCUGAAAUCCUCCAGGUCAGAGGUGGUGCCCAAAGCAGCAGCAGUUACAAUAGUGAUGGGAGCACAAAUAGUACAAAUUUGAGUUACAGCAGCAGUUGCAGUACUUUUUCUGAGGAGAGUGCUCUUUCCGACAACGAUGAAGAACAGCAUCAGACAGGCUUCGAUUCUGGACCUGAAAUCUCCAACCAAGAUCCGCUUCACUUUCACCAAAACUCCUCCUUACAAUGUAAACAGGUCAGGCUGGACCUGGCACCAAACCUGUCCACAGGAGAACCACCACAGUCGGAAACAUUAGCUCCUGCUGAGUUCAUUUCAGACUGUCGCACCAAGGUCGACUUUGCUCUUAAGCUUGGCUACUCAGAAGAGCUGGUGCUGUUAGUCUUAAGGAAACUGGGACCAGACGCACUUAUUAAUGACAUCCUAGGAGAGCUGGUCAAACUGGGAACCAAGACAGAGAUGGAACAACAGAAAGGUCUAACAGCGUCCCAUUCUUCAUCCUCCUCUUUGUCCUCCCUAACGUCUAACUCUUCCCUGGAGUCUUGUCAGCUACAGUCCCCAUCCCCACUGCUGGAAGACAAGCACAACUUUCGACCUGUUGUCAUAGAUGGCAGCAAUGUAGCAAUGAGUCAUGGAAAUAAAGAAGUGUUCUCCUGCCAAGGGAUUCAGCUGGCUGUUGAGUGGUUCUUGGAACGAGGUCACCGUGACAUCACAGUUUUUGUCCCGGCAUGGAGAAAGGAGCAGUCACGACCUGAUGCCCUUAUCACUGACCAAGAGAUCCUGAGGCGACUAGAGAAGGAAAAGAUACUAGUUUUCACUCCAUCUCGGCGUGUGCAGGGACGGCGUGUGGUUUGUUAUGAUGACAGAUUCAUUGUCAAACUGGCCUAUGAAUCAGAUGGCAUAAUUGUUUCCAAUGACAACUACCGAGACUUAGCCAAUGAAAAGCCAGAGUGGAAGAAGUUUAUUGACGAGCGCCUGCUGAUGUACUCCUUUGUCAAUGACAAAUUCAUGCCUCCAGAUGAUCCACUUGGACGCCAUGGACCAAGCCUGGAAAAUUUCCUGAGGAAGAAGCCUGUUGCUGAACCAAGGAAGCAGCCCUGUCCUUAUGGGAAGAAAUGCACAUACGGCCACAAGUGUAAAUUCUACCACCCAGAAAGAGGUAGUCAGCCCCAGCGGUCAGUGGCUGACGAGCUCCGUGCCAGUGCCAGAGUUUCAUCGGUAGCUUCCAGAGGCCUGCUGGAGCAUGCCCUGAUGGGGAAGAGCCAAAGUAGCAGUCAACCUGAAGAGAUCCCUGAAGCCGAAUCAGGACAUGACAGUAAAUUAACAAAGCAGAGACUUCAGAGUUUGCCCUCCAGUCUCAUGGAGGACAGACUCCAAAUGUAUUCCAAACCAGAAGGGUUUAAAGAAAGAAGCAUUAUUGGAGGUCAUACUUCAUUUGGAGUGUCCCGUUCGUCAGGACAUCUAGACAGGUGGGCGCAACCAGAGGAAAGUAGUGGAGCAUACGGUUCAAAUUUGGUGAAAAGUUUCAACAGAUGCAGUUCUCCAGAAGUGGACUGCAGGUCUCUGGUGAAGGCCUAUUCAGGUCUCCAACUUGUUGUGCCACAGACCCCCAAAACUGUGUUACCAGCUGCUCUGCAAGCAAAUUCACUGCCAUCUGAUUGCAGCAGUGAUGGCAACAUUAGCUCUGAUUCUUUUUCCCCUGACCCGAUGUCAGACAACAGCCCCAAAUGUCAGCAUCACAUCCCACACUACCAUCAUCACUAUGGUGGAUUAUAUGGACACACGGCAGGCCAGGUUUCGUCUGAAAUGUGCCAGCAUUCCCCAUAUGGUUAUUCUGGUAAACUAAGGUCACAAAGAACGCAAGGGUCUGUCAGUGAGGAACACCCUUGUUUGGUCAGUUCUCAAGCAUCUCCAUGCCACCGCAAGACUGCAUCAGCAAACAUGCUAACACAGCAUCAACAUCCACAGCUAAGCAGCUAUCAAGGGGAACAACCGCAUCAUGUACCUCAAACAUCUACUGCUCAACCUGAUUCCCAACACUCACCCUUCCAUCCAAAUGUGUUGACUUCAUGGAAAGGUGAGCUUGAUGACUCCGCAAUAUACAAAGGAUCACCACUUAGUUCUAGAAAGAACUACUCAAGGUUAUCCCAACACCCUCAGCUUAAGACACACUGGGAUUUUGACCAUGAGCCAUCGACAUGGCCUUCCUAUGAUCUGUUUUCCUACAGGAGUUUCCCCCCACUUCAUGGUAAGGGUUGGCAAUACUCUUGGGAGCAGCAACCCAUGUCUUCCACCCAUGGAUUUUCAAAUUCUACUGUCCCACCACCCCAACAGCAGUCCUUCAGACCCAUCAGUACUCACAAGGCCCCUCUGGUGAAUGAGCGCCACUUCUCAGGGCAUCUCUCUUCAGGUCAAUACCAGGACCUCAGGGAGAGGGUUUUUGUCAACUUAUGUGCCAUCUUCCCUCCAGAUCUGGUGAGGAAGGUAAUGACCAAAAACCCCCAUGUGAUGGAUGCACAGGAGCUUGCAGCAUCAAUUUUGAUGGAGAAAUUGCAACACGUGUCUUAAAGGCAGACAAUGGGGAAAGUACUUAAAAUUCCUCCAAUUUUGAGGUUAUUUGCUUGCAAAUUUAUGUAAAAUUGUGACAUCCCUGUCAAAAUAUGUCUUCUUUUUCAGCACUUAAGACGAGAAAAGGUGGGGAUUAUUUCUUUUUUCUUCUCUUGGUUUUAUUUGGUGGCUUUAAAGAAUCUUUAAAAGGGGAAACAAUUAUUCUUAUUUAUUUGUUGCAUUUAAGUUAUCUAAAUAGUUUUUUUUUAAUUGAUUUUCUUUGCACUUUCUGUUGUUUUUUUGUCUCAGCUUAUUUUAUAGGGGCAAUCAUAUCAGGGUAUAAAUUAAACUGUAUCUGAGAUGACAACAUAGCAUGCAUAAAAUAAUAUAUUUGUGUUUUUUUUCUUAGUUUUACAUCAGAAAUGCAUUUAUGCUCUAAUUGCAUUUCUGCUUUAGUCGGCUAAACUUGCCGUUCUAGUUUUUUCAGUCCUUGCUGACAGGUGUCUCAUCGGUCGUUGUGUUAUAUUACGGAUUUCCCCUGCAGGGAAGUGAAACUUAAACAGGACCCACAAAAAAGAUAGCAAAAACUCCACUUGAAAACCCCAAGCUGUGUUUCACCACAAAAGAAUCGUUAUUUCCUCUGCUCAGACACCCCUACCAGCUCACUUCCCAGUUCAUCGUGUUUUUUAGCACAGAUUUUAUUUUUUCAGAGAACAACAGUCCUGUUUUAAUAAAAAAGAUCUAAGCUAAUAUCAAAUGAAUGAGCCAAAAUCUUGAAUCUAAAUUAUUUUUUUUUUAUAUGAAUUGUGUUAAUUUAUUACUUUUUAGAUGACUGUGAAGCAUAAACACCCAGUCUCGGUCUGUAGCAUCCUCCAGUAGAGUUUAAUCUUCCUCAGAACGGAAAUAAUUUUUAACCAUCUGAUUAUUUUUGAUAUGUGUUCAGUCUACAGUUUUUUUUAAGUAAAACUUACUUAGAGAUAUUUCGUAAAUCUUUACAGAAAAUAUCUGUACUUGUUUGAUUUGACUCCAAAGAAUCAACUCCACAUAUUUAGCAUUGCCCUCCUGCAUUCCUGUCAUCAAGCUGCUCUUUUCCCACUCCCUCCUCCUACUUUUUGGGGCCUGGACCAAAAGAUCAGAUUUUUAAAAAAGGACCAUGUCUCAUCUUUGUAAUAUAUCAAUAUUCUGACAUAAGAUUUGUAUCAUUUGGUCACCCUGGAAGUUACAGUAUUUAUUCAAGACUUUCUGGUUUUAGAAGUUCAUUUAAGGCCCCUAAUUAAAGCACAGUAGGACGAGGCAGCAGGCAGGGAGCAGAUGUCUGCAAACUGCAAGACCACCUGCACCAGAUCAAAUGUAAGAUAGAUUUAGCAAAAUAAGAGCAGCUCAAGCGUCCAUUUCGAACAGACUAAUUUCACCAUAAAUAGUUGCAUUAUUGUAAUUCUUCGACAUUGGAAGGCUUUCUUAGCAUUACUCUAAUCUAAUACAGACAACGUUUUAUGGCAAUUCAGAACAAAAAUGUUAGUAAAGUUAAACCGU